This is a messenger RNA of Ricinus communis (castor bean), 1482 nucleotides long. Its product is annotated as acyl-CoA-binding domain-containing protein 3. The coding region runs from base 167 to 1186 and encodes 339 amino acids. Gene Ontology annotation, biological process: fatty acid metabolic process. The transcript has 5 exons. The record is from RefSeq and is a predicted model, not a curated record. Lineage: Eukaryota; Viridiplantae; Streptophyta; Magnoliopsida; Malpighiales; Euphorbiaceae. Gene Ontology annotation, molecular function: fatty-acyl-CoA binding.
CAGAAUAUGCUUUGCUCUUCUCUGCAAAUAUCCCUUUAUUAACUCUCUCACUCUAUCCUUUUAUUUUUUCUUUACAUCUCUCUAUCUACUUGCUCAUUUAUAAACAGCUUCAUUUUCUUUUCUUUUGUUUCUUGAUUCUUGAAACAAAGAAAAGAAAAGAAAAGGAAUGGAGUUGCUUCAGGAACUCUUCGUCACAGUUAUUGUUGCUCUUUUGUUUUCUUUUCUUAUAGCUAAACUUGUUUCUUUAGGUGGUGCUGGUGAUGCUGAUUCUAAUCAGAAUUCUCAGUUAUUAAAGAGUCAAAAUACUGAUCAGGAAAAUACAAAUGAAACUAUCAUGGAGGACUUAUCGUAUCGUGAAAGAUUGGAAGUUAAGGGGUUUGAAAGUGAAAAGAAAGUGGAAUUCGUUCAAGAUGUUUCCCGGAAGGUGGAUCAAUUAUGUGGAGAAUCAAAACCAGUUAACGUUGAUGAAGUAAUUGAGACUGAAUGCAGUGAAUUGCCUCAAGAUUCAAUCCAAGAAGGUCCAAAAGAAGAGAAUAAUUUGGCUAAAGAAAACAGCGAAAUUGAACCGAUUAGAACGGGACAAUGUUAUGCUCAAAGCCAAAAUGAUGCUGCAGGAGAAGAAUCAGAGGAUAUUAGAGUAGAUUGUAAAUCUAAUAAAGAAAAAGACGAAGAGAGAAAAGAGAAGAAAAUAGAAAUCAUUGAAAGUGAUGAUGAUGAUGAUGAUGAUUGGGAAGGAAUCGAGAGGAGUGAGUUGGAAAAGGAGUUCGCAAAAGCAGCAAAAUUUCUGGAGUCUGAUGACAAAGAAAAAGAAGAAGGUUUGCAAAUGGAACUCUAUGCUCUUCAUAAGGUAGCUACUGAAGGACCAUGCCACGAGCAGCCGCCUAUGGCUCUUAAACUCGCUGCUCGUGCUAAGUGGAAUGCUUGGCAAAGGCUGGGAAACAUGAAUCCGGAGGUGGCUAUGGAGCAGUAUAUCGCUCUUGUAUCAGAUAAAGUCCCUGGUUGGAUGGAAGACACAUCUACUGGCAAUGGAAAACCAGGAUCAGCUGAAGAAGUAAAUCCUGGUGGUCUGGCUUCAGAUUUAACCACAAAAAAUAUUGCAGAGGAAAGGAAUCCAGAAGCGACAACUGAUACUGAGAAAAAUGAUUUGACUGGAGUUUCAAACAUGGAGAGCAGGGCUAAGGAAUGAUGAGCCUUUUCCUGCUUGAUUUUCCCAACCACAGCGGUCAUUCUACAUUUGCUUGACCAUGAACAAGUGAAGACUAAUUCUUAUUGCCAAGUAUAAAACUGUUAUUCAACUAUGUAAGGUUCGUGCACUCUUCUAUAUUGAUUUGUCUAUCACUGGCUAUAUUGUCUGAAAAAAUCUGGUGUGGUAAUCAGAACAUGAUGUACAUAUAUUACCUGUAAUGUAUAUCCUACAUUUAUUUAACUGGACGGUUGGGAUGGUCACACUAUAAUGAUGUUAAUGCAACUUCGUUUUCUGUA